UGUUUGGAAACUGCAAAGUUACUUUUUAGAGUGCCAAAACGCCGUCCACCAAGUCUGUAUGGGAAUGUGACAUUUAGUGAUCCUCCCUUUUGGGCUGUCAGUUAUGACUGAUCCCCCCAUCUGUCAUCCUAAAAAUCCAAUGAUCCCCUCAAAAAUCCCUCCCCCCCACCUCGCUCCAGGCGAUGAAUAAUGACCGGUCCCCAAUAUGAACAAUACGACAGAAGAAGUUAUAAACCUGGAGUCUGGUCAUUUAUGAAUCGCUAGUGAGCUCCCAGUCGAUAGUUAAUGUAAAGGGAAUAACAUUUUGAUUUCACUGGAACAUCUUUUUUUUUUUGUAAACUCGUGUGUAAGGAGACAUCGAAAACGAAAUCCACAUUCGUAAGAGUGGAGAUUAUUCGCACUGAAAUUAACGCAAGCAACUACAGUAAGGAGCCGAAUUCUGUUUUAUCUAAACAACACGAGAAUUUAUUUUGGAACUGGCAUUUCAUGAAGGUUACUGUGUUUUCUCGAUUAAUAACCCUCUAAACCUCUUUAAGUUUUGUUUCAAAUUUGGCCCGGCUGGGCCGGGCAUAUUUUAUAUUCUAGGGUAGUUUUUGUUGCCAUUUCUUGAGGUCCUACUUACAGGUAACCGGCUUUUAAUCGAGUAAACUGAAUACGGCAACUCUCGCUUUUCAUGGUUAAAGAUACUAAACAAAACAAUCUUUAUCAUUUCAAUAUUUUCUUAAAGGUAAAACAAAAAUCCAUGCAGGUUAUUGCGAAAAAUAAAAUAGGCGCGCCAUGCAAAAGAAGACCACUGCACGGCACGUUAGCUCUUGAAUGGUUUUCUUUCUCACGAAAUGUUUGAGAAACGAGUUUCACGCCGUGAUUUUCAUUGCAAUUUUAAAAUAACAAAAUUUCGACUUCUCAUUUUAGCGAGGAAAAUUCAUAUUUGGGCGAAAAAACGUUUCCACCGCGUUUUCCACCAGACCCCGUGCUUUCCACACCCCGCGUUUUCCACACCCCGGGACCCCGUACCCCGCACUCCGGGACCCCGGCCCCGCGUUUUCCACCUAGCCAUAGCGGACAUCAGGGACAUCAGCCCCCAAAUCGAUCGAGCGAAAUUAUACAGCUUUUGCCAACGUGGAAUUCAAAUAAUAAAACAGAUUAACUAAAAAUAACAUUUACCAGCUGCUGUGACUCUCGCAAGUCUUAAAACUCCGUUUGAAAUCUGUAGUUCGCGUUAAAUUUCAUUUCGAGGCGCGCGGCUGCACUUAAUGAGGUGAGACUUGAAAGAACGGUUCGUUACUCAAGACCUCGAUGUCCCCUUUUUCCGAGGUCGAACAUCCUUUAGUUUUAUUUCAUCCCAUUUUGAGUCCCAUAAGGGUGUUUUCUAAUCGUAAAAGUAGAAAACAUUGUAGGCAUGAAACAUCUUGAGAGAGCCUUCCGGACGCUAUUUGUUGGUUUGGUUAAAAAUGGUCUAAUGCUAAACUGCGCCUUUCUACUACCCCCUGAGGUCAAAUAUAUUCGUACUGUGCAUGGGUGGCCAAUCGUGACACGAAAAAAACAAAAAACCAGAACGUCGGCGAAAACUAGACUCGGCCUGCUGAAUAACAACAAUUGUUGUAUGCCUCGUUCUUGAAUAGGUGCUAUUCUUAUUCAAAUCAGCGACCCGAGAUGAUCCGGUCCGACUUUUGUAGCUGCCUUCUUCGAAGUGAUCGUCAGACAAGAUGUGGCGCACUUGGUGCAGCGUCCUUUUUCCGUUUUUCCUGAUCAGCGUGACAUCUGCAAAGCCAAACAUUAUUGUAUUUCUUGUGGACGACCUUGGAAUCGCAGAUCUGGGCUGCUUCGGUAAUGACACGAUCAAAACACCGAACAUUGAUCGGCUGGCUGAAGAAGGAGCUCGAUUGCGACAUGAUGUAAUGCCGGAUUCGAUUUGUACACCAAACAGGGCUGCCCUUCUUACAGGACGGUAUCCCAUCCGAUCAGGACUCGCCUCAGACGAAGGGCAACCUAGAAUGUUUCUUUCCGCUUCUGCAUCUGGUGGUCUGCCCCAAAAUGAAACCACAUUUGCUGAGAUUGCAUCUGCUGCUGGCUACAAAACAGGUAUUAUUGGAAAGUGGCAUCUAGGGCUGCACCUAUCAUCAAACUCAGAUUUCCACUUCCACCCUUUGAAGCAAGGUUUCCAUUAUUUUUAUGGUCUGCCUCUCACUAACUUAAGAACUUGUGAGUCUGGUCAGUAUCUUAUAAACCUUGUUUAUCCUGGGUUGAAUCCAAAGAACAUUCUUGCUUCUGCGAGUGUUAUUGUAGCAACACUAUAUAUUUUCUACCUGACUGGUCUACUAGAUAAGUCUGUUUUUAUUUUCAAUGCAACAAUAAGUCUUCUCAUCUGUUUUGCAAUAACUGGCUGGUUAACAAUACCUCAAAGACUGAACUGCUUUGUACUGAAAAACUAUGAAGUUGUGGAGCAACCAACCAUUUUGGAAAACUUAACAAUUAGGUUUACAGAUGAAGCAGUCAACUUUAUCCGUGCAAACAAAGAAAGCCCCUUCUUAUUGUACAUGUCAUUUGCCAAGGUACACACUGCUUUGUUCAAUACACGGCCAUUCACAGAUCACAGUGAUCAUGGUCGCUAUGGUGAUAAUGUGGAGGAAAUGGAUUGGAGUGUAGGUCAGAUCAUGGCUGUGGUUCAAGAACUGGGUUUGAAGGAAAACACAUUUGUUUACUUUACAUCUGACAAUGGUCCUCAUCUGGAAGAAAUCAGUGACACAGGUGAAUAUCAUGGCGGCUGGCAUGGUAUCUACAAAGGAGGCAAAGGGCAGUGCUGGGAUGGUGGUGUUAGGAUGCCCACUGUAGUAUCAUGGCCUGGUCAUAUCCCAGCUGGGAUCUCACUUGACAAGCUCACCAGUAGCAUGGACUUAUUACCCACAAUUGCCAAGCUAACUGGUGCAGACCUUCCAGAGGACAGAGUCAUCGAUGGAAAAGACCUCUUACCUCUUCUGACCAACAUGAGACAGGAGUCUUCUCAUGAUUUUAUUUUCCAUUAUUGUGGAAAUCAGGUCCAUGCUGUGCGUUAUCAUCCAAAAAACACUGACGCUGUCUGGAAGGCUCAUUUUAUGACACCAAAAUGGAAUGAGGGAACUGACAGCUGCAUCGGAAAAGGCGUAUGUGGUUGCCAUGGAGAUGAAGUUAACAUGCAUGAUUCUCCUCUUCUUUACAACAUGACAGAUGACCCUGCAGAGAGCUCUCCUAUUCCUGUUAACAUGCCCAAGUACAAAGAACUGAUGAAAGAUAUUUACCCAGCUCUCAAAAAACACAAAGAGAGUGUUGAAAGUGUCCCUACCCAGCUUGGAAGGAUGCAGAAUUUUGUUCAUCCCAUGUUGCAGAUGUGUUGUAAUUUUCCCUACUGCACUUGUACGGAAACUGGUAGAGAACUUGAGCAUUAUCCUAAAGAUGUUUGAGAAAGUCACUGACCAAUGUGUAAGAAACUUAAGUACCCACACAUAAAAGCAAUGACUGGGUUUUGGGGUUUGCAUCAUGGAGGCAAUUUGACCUUACAGUCUCAUCGCAUCAAGUCUUGUUUUCCCCUACAAAGAUAGGAUCAACCGUUCCCAAAUGUCAAAAGUUUUAUAUAUACGAGUGUCUCAAUGAGGUAGUGGCUUUUACGGCUAUCGGUUACAUUUUAAGCAUUUUUACGCCUGACGGUUCAAUUUUUGGCCCUUUUACAGCCAACGCUUAUUUUUUUCCCCGUUACGAUUAACUGAAAUUUCAAUAACUAAUUGCCAUUGUUUUACAUUAUAAUAUAAUAAUUAACUGGCAUAUAAUAGUUAAUUUCCAUUGGUGUGAAGCAUGGCAAAAUCAUGAAAAGUACAGGGAACAUUCUCGGUUGACAAAAAAUGAAAUUUAUGUGGUCCACAAAUACAUAACAGUCCUGUACUGCGGGACUUAGAAAUUUGGAACUUUUAAUUUCUAAGAAGUAAAACAAGGAAUAAUGUUUGCCUGUGUGUGGUUAGGUGUUAUAAACAUGAACUGUUCUUGUUGUUCUGUUGAAGUAAUGAUUGUCAUGCUUCUUUUUACAUUUGUGAUGAGGCUUACCGUUUUACGCCCUCUUAAACAUCAUAACGUGUCCACGCCUUGACCUGCCUCCCUGAGCUCAUUAUCACCGCUCUACUAGUAGUAAUCAUAGAUUAAAGAGUGCGUUCGAGUAUUGGUAGGUUUGGUAUGUUAAAAAAGCAUAACUUCUAGGAACAGCAUUUGUGCCUGAGCUGUUAGGUAGACGUGAAAUUGGCCUUCCCUCCAGUAAGGGCGAAAACAAAUGAAUUGAUCGCAGAACACGUUGUUUCGUUGAUGAAAUAGGCGUUGCCUCUUAAUUGACAGAUUUAUUUGUUGACAAGAAUCGUGAUUUACAUAAAUUAUAUACAUUGAUUUAAAGGCGUUAGGUUAUUGUGUUUCAAACCAGUUUUUCAGUAGAAUCGAAGUGAGAAAGAAGUUAUUUAGUCUGUCUGUUAAACCCGCUUACCUGGAGAAUCUGUUUGGUAAACCCGCUCACCUAGAGAAUCUGUUAAAGACUCAGUCCUAACCCGUAAAGUGCGACUGUUGUAACUACCUGCCACAGAAGUAAGUUAAAAUUCAAGUUUUGUGAAUUUAGCUUCGAGAUAAAGAUUUAUUUGUGUUUGUUCUAAUUGCGAAUUAUAAAUGUAUUUCUUUUAGAUCGAAUAAUUAUUAAACCGUGGCUUGAUAUUAUGCUGUUUGUGGUGGUCUUUUGAGCUAGCCAGGUCCAUGUGCAACACACGUAUAUCUGAGCACAGGUGGCCCAAGCUCUCAAUGUUAUACUUUCUCUUUUCACUUUUAUGUGAAUGUUCAGCGUA
Orbicella faveolata is the source of this 4844-nucleotide messenger RNA. RefSeq names its product steryl-sulfatase-like. The record is from RefSeq and is a predicted model, not a curated record. Gene Ontology annotation, molecular function: arylsulfatase activity. NCBI's taxonomy places the organism in Eukaryota, Metazoa, Cnidaria, Anthozoa, Scleractinia, Merulinidae.